AUGGGAUACAUACCCUAUCACUACUACCCCGUCACCACUACCCCACCAACACCACUACCCCACCAACACCACGACCCAACCAACACCACUACUCCACCAACACCACUACCCCACCAACACCACGACCCCACCAACACCACGAACCCACCAACACCACGAACCCACCAACACCACGAACCCACCAACACCACGAACCCACCAACACCACUACCCCACCAACACCGCUACCCAACCAACACCACUACCCCACCAACACCACGACCCCACCAACACCACUACCCCACCAACACCGCUACCCCACCAACACCACUACCCCACCAACACCACGACCCCACCAACACCACUACCCCACCAACACCACUACCCCACCAACACCACGACCCCACCAACACCACUACCCUACCAACACCACUACCCCACCAACACCACGACCCCACCAACACCACUACCCCACCAACACCACGACCCUACCAACACCACUACUCCACCAACACCACUACCCCACCAACACCACGACCCUACCAACACCACUACCCCACCAACACCACUACCCCACCAACACCACGACCCUACCAACACCACUACCCCACCAACACCACUACCCUACCAACACCACGACCCCACCAACACCACGACCCUACCAACACCACUACCCCACCAACACACAUACAGUGCACAUAG
Molecule: messenger RNA, 681 nt
Organism: Ostrea edulis (European flat oyster)
Lineage: Eukaryota; Metazoa; Mollusca; Bivalvia; Ostreida; Ostreidae
Exons: 1
Coding region: 1-681 (226 amino acids)
Source: RefSeq, a predicted model, not a curated record